AUGCCAGGGAGAACCAGGAGGUGUCUCAGAUGUGGGACUUGUUUAUCACUCAAACCUGCCCACCGGGGUCUCCCCCCUCCCCCACCUCCUCAGCAGCCUGGUUUGGUUGUUGUUUUUUUUUCCCCCUUCCUUCCCUUUCCCCGUCUCUCGCUGCUCUGAGAGGCAGCAGGAGCGGUGGCAGCUCCUGCAGCGGCAGCCCGAGCUCGGCCGCAGCCGAGGCAGGCAGGGCGCGGCGGGGAGGGGGCUCCGCCAUGGCAGCUCCCGCCCCCCAGCCCCUGCGCUGUAGCGUGAAGCUGCUCUUCCUGGGCGACGAGCAGCUCCGCGGGGGGCUGCCGGUCGCCAGCCCCGGCCAGCGAGCCCUCCAGGUGGCGCUGCAGCCGGGAGAGGAAGAGGCAGACGUGACUGUGACAGACGCUGAUGGAGUCUGUGUGUUUAAAUGCUUGGUUAACAGAGACACUGAAUACUGUCGUGUGGGAAAAGAGUCUGUUCUAAUUACUAUGGGGUACAACAGUGCCUUGCUACAAUUCAAGUCACAUGCUGAAUACAGCACAUUUUCAAAUGCACUGAAGAGGUGCCAAAAUCGAAAGAAAGAAAACUCAGUGUUCAGUCAGCGAACAGAUGAGGCAUCUGCUGCUCAGUAUUUUCAGUUUUAUGGCUGUCUAUCUCAACAACAGAAUAUGAUGCAGGAUUUUGUGAGGACGGCCACAUAUCACAGAGCUAUACUACAGAACCACAUAGAUUUUAAAGACAAGGUUGUCCUAGAUGUUGGCUGUGGAUCAGGAAUCCUUUCAUUUUUUGCAGUGCAGGCUGGAGCAAAAAAAGUCUAUGCAGUUGAAGCGAGCUCAGUGGCAAAAUAUGCUGAGAUAUUAGUGAAAAGUAACAACCUUUCUGAUAAGAUCACGGUUUUAUCAGGAAAAAUUGAGGAAAUCUCCCUACCUGAGAAUGUUGACGUGGUUAUUUCUGAACCAAUGGGUUACAUGUUGUUCAAUGAGAGGAUGCUGGAAAGUUACCUCCAUUCCAAAAAAUGGUUGAAGUCGAAUGGAAUGAUGUUUCCAACAUUUAGUGACAUUCAUUUGGCUCCUUUUUCUGAUGAGCAGCUCUACAUGGAACACUACUCCAGAGCAAAUUUUUGGUACCAGCAGUGUUUUUAUGGGGUCAAUCUGUCCAGUCUCCGCAGUGCAGCUGUGGAUGAAUACUUCAGACAACCUAUUGUUGACACUUUUGACAUUAGAAUUUUGAUGGCACGGACAGUGAAGUACACUGUUAAUUUUAUGGAUGCUGUGGAAGAAGAUUUGCACAGAGUGGAAAUCCCCUUCAUUUUCCAGAUGAUGCAGUCUGGACUAAUCCAUGGCCUGGCUUUUUGGUUUGAUGUGGCAUUUGUGGGAUCGCUGGUAACUGUUUGGUUGUCAACUGCUCCAACAGAGCCUCUAACCCAUUGGUAUCAAGUACGCUGUCUUCUUCAGACUCCUCUCUUUGCCAAAGAAGGGGAAACUCUCUCAGGGAAAGUCUUGUUUGUAGCCAAUAAACGACAGAGCUAUGACAUUCAGAUUGUAGCUGUGGUGGACCAGACAGGCUUUAAAUCCGGUAAUAUCCUUGAUUUAAAGAAUCCGUUUUUUAGGUAUGCCUAGUUGAAUAUAUUGUAUGGCAACUGAGAAACAGAAACAAGAUUCUCAACACCAAAUAACCAAUGACACUAAAAACCUAUUCUGAAUAGUUAUUACCAGACUGGCUGGUCCUUAUGUAAAAUUAGAUUUUGUAACUGUACAUAUCUGUAAUAAAAAUUUUUAUGCAA
This is a messenger RNA of Alligator sinensis (Chinese alligator), 1792 nucleotides long. RefSeq names its product histone-arginine methyltransferase CARM1-like. The record is from RefSeq and is a predicted model, not a curated record. NCBI's taxonomy places the organism in Eukaryota, Metazoa, Chordata, Crocodylia, Alligatoridae. Gene Ontology annotation, biological process: peptidyl-arginine methylation. The coding region runs from base 30 to 1628 and encodes 532 amino acids. The transcript is spliced from 13 exons. Gene Ontology annotation, molecular function: protein-arginine N-methyltransferase activity.